Messenger RNA from Drosophila ananassae, 6388 nucleotides. It is a transcript of the gene asp, whose product is annotated as protein abnormal spindle. NCBI's taxonomy places the organism in Eukaryota, Metazoa, Arthropoda, Insecta, Diptera, Drosophilidae. Gene Ontology annotation, molecular function: protein binding. The coding region runs from base 229 to 6150 and encodes 1973 amino acids. Gene Ontology annotation, biological process: establishment of meiotic spindle localization; mitotic cell cycle; spindle organization. Gene Ontology annotation, cellular component: spindle pole. The record is from RefSeq and is a predicted model, not a curated record. The transcript is spliced from 6 exons.
GAGUACCCUCACUAUUUUUUUACAAUCGAUAGGAGACGGCGUCUUUUUGAAAGCGGGCUUCAUUUCAAAUUUUAUCAACAAUCAUUUUAAAUUUUUCGACUAGGCUCUAAUUUGUUUAGCGCGCUUCGUUAAUUGUGUUAAGUGUUAGUCCCCGUGUUGAUGGCUCUCGGGCGUCAUCAUUUAGUGUCUGUUUCGAUUUAGAGCAAGUGUUGUUCGUUGAAUAUUGCAAUGAGCGCUUUCGAGAUCACAGUGACGCCGUCGCGUCUGAAGCAAAAGAAGCGGGUGGAAGGACGCGAACCGGCGGCGGUGGUAAUGGCGCCCUUUUCGGCCAAGGCGAUUGUGCAGUUCGAGGAUGUGCCGGUGACCAAGACGGCCAGGCGUAUCGUCCGCGUCAUCAACCCUAGCGACGAUGACAUCGAGGUCAAGGUUACAAAGGGAGUCCGCGAGGAGCACAACCUCAGCAUUGAGUGGAUGGAGCACACUGUGCCCGCCCGCGACGAGGUUUCCAUGGAGCUGGUAUGGAGCCCACUCCUGGAGGUGGCCUGCAAGGAGACCCUGCAGCUGAUCGACGACAGAAAUUUCCGCAAGGAUGUCAUGAUCAUCCUCAAGUCUAAGAGCAACCAGCCCGUCAAGAACCCGCGCAAAUUUCCCACCGUGGGCAAGACCCUGCAACUGAAAUCGCCAACGGGCGCUGCCAAGAGCAUGAAAUCCGUUGCCGCAGCUGCUGUGCAGCAAAAAAAGCGCAUGUCCUCGGCGGCAGCAGGAGCGGUAGCUCCCUCGAAGCAAGCCUGGCGGUCCAGCACCGUAUCCUCGCGGCCAAGCCGUGCCAGUAUAGCUCCUACAGUUCCAGCUCCUCUAAUGGAGAAGAAUGUCUAUAACCCACCGGUAGAAGAACCUGUUUACAUCUCACCGCAACCAAGAAGUCUUAAAGAAAACCUGAGCCCCAUGACUCCAGGAAAUCUGCUCAACGUAAUUGAUAAUCUCAAGUUUACCCCGCUUACGGAAACUCGGGGAGUUGCACCGGAUGCUAUCAGGCCCGACAACCUUGCCGCAUGGCCCACGCCCAACCUGAAAGACGGUACCAAAUUAAGCGUCAGCGAGAUGCGACCGCGCCGCCUCAGUCCCGACGAACUGGAGGACCAGGUAGUCGCCGUUUCUAACAAAACUUUUGACGUGAAACAUUCCGAGACUAUGAAUUUGUCUGUAGACACUUUGGACUGCUCCCGAUCCGAACUGCUGAUACAGACACCCUCCGGAAUGGUGUUAAACAAAACCACCACCAUUGUCCACGCCACUCACGCGCGAGCUUUGGAAUGCAUUCACGAAGAGGAGGUCUCCUGCCCACCUAGAGCACCGUCCAAAGGCGCUAUCCAGGAUCUUAAAAGGGACAUCAAGAUGGUGGGCUCUCCACUGCGUAAAUAUUCCGAGUCCAUGAAGGAUUUGUCUCUGCUCUCACCCCAAACGAAGCUUGCAAUACAGGGGUCCAUGCCCAAUCUUAAUGAGAUGCAGCAAAUUCGCUCCAUCGAGCAAAACCGCUACUACCAAGACCAGCAUCCGCAGAUGAAACCCAAGUGCCUGAACAGCUCCUCCAGCAGUGAAACUAGUUUGGUGGGACAGCACGAUUUUCAUUUCAACCAAAAUGAAAUCCUGGCUCAGUCUAGUCGCUUCAAUCUCCACGAAGUGGGACGCAAGUCCAGAAAGGGAAGCCCGAGCAAAGAGAAGCAAGCCAAUUCGAAUCCUCACAAGCGACGUUCCCAUGAGUUGAGUUUUUCCGAUGCGCCCAGCACUGAAUCUCUGCACCGGAACGACCCAAUGGCGAUUUCUCCGCCCAAAAAGCAGAGAGUGGAGGACACUUCUUCGCGUAGAAGUCCAGCGCCAGCAAAUGCCUCUGCUCGAAGUGGUGGAACCCAUGCGUGGACGCACACCCAACCGAAAAAGUUUAAGCUGGCGCAAACAAUGUCGCUGAUGAAGAAAACAGCAACUCCCCGAAGUACUAGAAACACAUCGUUCACAGCCCCGGUGAAACUCUACGAUUCUGAGUUGUACAUGCAAACGUACAUCAAUCCCGAUCCCUUCGCUGCAACUACCACGGCAGACCCCUUCUUGGCGUCCACGAUGUAUCUGGACGAGCAGGCGGUGGAUCGGCACCAGGCAGACUUCAAGAAGUGGCUAAAUGCCUUGGUGUCCAUACCAGCUGACCUGGAUGCCGAUUCCAAUAGCAAAAUCGACGUGGGCAAGCUGUUCAACGAAGUGCGCAACAAGGAGCUUGUGGUGGCCCCCACCAAGGAGGAGCAAUCAAUGAAUUAUCUCACCAAGUACCGUCUGGAAACUCUUCGCAAAGCCGCAGUGGAGCUCUUCUUUAGCGAACAGAUGCGUCUGCCGUGCUCCAAGGUGGCCGUCUAUGUCAACAAGCAGGCUUUGCGCAUCCGGAGCGAUCGGAACCUGCACUUGGACGUGGUGAUGCAGCGUACAAUCCUUGAGCUGCUGCUUUGUUUCAAUCCGCUGUGGCUGCGCCUCGGACUGGAAGUUGUCUUCGGCGAGAAGAUCCAAAUGCAGUCGAACAGGGAUAUCAUAGGGCUGAGUACUUUCAUUCUCAAUCGCUUGUUCCGCAACAAGCUGGAGGAGCAACGUUACAGCAAGGCCUACACUCUCACGGAGGAGUACGCGGAGACGAUUAAGAAGCAUACGCUGCAGAAAAUCCUGUUUCUGUUGCUCUUCUUGGACCAGGCGAAACAUAAACGCAUCGUUAAGCACAAUCCUUGCCUCUUUGUGAAAAAAUCGCCGCACAAGGAAACCAAGGAUAUACUGUUGCGGUUCGCCUCGGAGCUCCUUGCCAACAUCGGGGAUAUAACACGUGAAAUGCGGCGCUUGGGAUACGUGCUCCAGCAUAAGCAGACGUUCCUGGACGAAUUCGACUACGCCUUCAAUAACUUGGCUGUCGAUUUAAGGGACGGCGUUCGUCUGACCCGUGUCAUGGAGGUCAUCCUCUUACGGGACGACCUAACCAAGCAGCUAAGAGUUCCUGCCAUAUCUCGUCUCCAACGCAUUUUUAAUGUAAAGCUGGCCUUGGGAGCCCUGAACGAAGCCAACUUUCAUUUGGGAGGCGAUAUAGCUGCGCCGGAUAUUGUUGAUGGCCACCGGGAGAAGACGCUUUCGCUGCUCUGGCAACUCAUAUACAAAUUCCGAUCGCCCAAAUUCCAUGCAGCCGCAGCUGUACUCCAGAAGUGGUGGCGCAAGCGUUGGCUCCAUGUCGUCAUUCAGCGUCGCAUCCGUCAAAAGGAACUCAUGCGCCGGCACAGGGCAGCCACUGUGAUACAGGCCGUAUUCCGCGGCCACCAGAUGCGCAAGUAUGCAAAGUUCUUCAAGGCGGAGCGCACCACGGCAGCUGUCGUCUUGCAGAAGUACACUAGGCGUUAUCUGGCCCAGAAGCAACUUUACCUCAGCUACCAUAGCAUUAUCAUGAUUCAGCGGUGGUGGCGUGCCCAGCAGCUGGGCAAGCAGGUGCGCCAAAGGUUCCUGGAAAUGCGCCAGGCAGCAGUGUUUCUUCAGCGCAUCUGGCGGCGUCGUCUCUUCGCCGAGAAGUUGCUUGCUGCAGCGGCCACAGCGAAGCUUCAGCGUUCCCAGAAGCAGCAGGCUGCCGCCAGUUACAUUCAAAUGCAAUGGCGAGCUCAUCGGUUGGGAAAGCUGCUGCGAAUGGAGUAUUUGCGCCAACGGGAACUCAUUCUAUUUGUCCAAAGCAGAUUGCGAGGCAAGUGGAUCAUGCAGAAGCAGCGUAAAGCCUUCCUCGAUCUAAGAAGUGCAGCUGUGAACGUGCAGCGCCGUUGGAGGGCUCAGUUGAUGAUGAGGAAGCAGAGAGCUGAUUUCCUGCAACUUCGUAUGAAUGUAAAGAAGAUUCAGGCUAUUCGCCGAGCCACCAUCCAGAUGAGACUGGACCGAAGCAAGUACCAGGCUACCAGAGAUAGUGCCAUUUUCAUCCAACGGCGUCUGAGGGCCACCUGGCAAAUGCGCGAGGAAAGGAAGAAGUACCACCAGCUGCGUGAGGCCACUCUUGUUAUUCAAAGGCGCUACCGCUUGCUGCGCCAGAUGCUCACGGAUCGCCAGGCGUACCUUGAAGCGCGACAGCGCAUCAUCCAUGUGCAGCGUCGCUGGAAGGCCACUUUGGAAAUGCGCCGGCAGCGAGAAGGUUAUCUGAAACUAAAGUCCACUGUCGUUUUUAUUCAAGCCAAGUACCGCGCCAAGCUCGAGAUGCAGAAGCGGCGGGAAGAGUUUCUUGGAUUAAAGAGAGCGACUCUACUCAUUCAGCGGCGCCGAAGAGGCCUUCUAAAAAUGCGAGAGGAGCGCCAACGAUUCGUAAAGGUACGCGAAUGUACUAUAAAGCUUCAACGACGAUUCCACGCCCAAAAGGCCAUGAGAUUCCUGCGGGCCAAGUAUCGCGGCACCUUAGCGGCAGUUACCUGCCUGCAAAUGCACUGGCGAGGAUAUCUCCGCAUGAAGCAGGAGAGAACGCGUUUCCUGGAGCAGCGUCGGGCGGCAGUCACACUGCAGCUUCGCUACCGCGCUCGUUUAGCAAUGAUACGCCAGAGGAACUCUUAUGCAAGGCUUAGACGAGCGGCUGUUACUAUUCAAAGGCGCUAUCGUGCCAAUACUGAGAUGCGCAAGCAACGGGACCUUUACCAAAGCCAACGAGUAAUGAUCAUCAAAGUGCAGCGACGGUAUCGGGGAAAACUUCAAACGAGGAAACAGAUGGAAGCGUACCACAAGCAGCGGGAUGCAGUCAUCCGCCUGCAGCAAUGGUGGCGCAGUCUGCGGGAGAUGAGACAACUAAGGUGCGGCUACCGCAGGAUGCGAGCCAGCUCCCUGAGCAUCCAACGCAACUGGAGGGCAACCGUGGCGGCACGUCGCCAGCGACAAGUCUUUCUUAACACCAUCGCCAAGGUGCGACUGAUGCAGCAAUUUAUCCGAGCCACUCUGCUGAUGCGAAAGCAACGCAGGCAGUUUGAACUGGAACGGAGGGCGGCUAUAGUGCUGCAGCGACGUUUCCGGGCCCGACACAAAAUGCAGCAGGCGCGCAAAGAAUUCCAACAACUUAGGUCGUCGGUGAUCCUGGUGCAGCAAAAAUUCCGUGCGUCCCGGUGCAUGCGAGAGCAUCGACAGGCAUUCGUAAAACUGCGCAACAUUACCAUCCAUCUGCAGCAAAAAUUCCGCGGGAAGCAGAUGAUGAUGGAGCAGCGGGCUCAUUUCCAGCUACUCAUUCGUACCGUUCCGGAGUUCCAAUCUCGAGUUCGAGGCUUCUUAGCACGGAAGCGGUUCCACGCCCUCAUGACGCCCGAGAUGAAGGAACUGAUCCGGCAAAAGCGCGCGGCAAAGGUGAUACAGCGCUACUGGCGGGGCUAUGUCAUCCGAAAGCGCCAACGGCAUCAGGGCCUCCUGGCCAUCAGACGUCGUAUUGUCCAGCUGCGGACAGAGGCCACUGCUGUCAAUUCUGUUCGCUGCAAGGUGCAGGAAGCGGUGCGAUUUCUCCGUGGGCGCUUUAUUGCUUCAGAUGCUUUGGCUGUGCUAAACCGCUUGGAUCGUUUAUCCCGCACCGUGCCUCACCUGCUGAUGUGGUGCUCGGAGUUCAUGUCCACGUUCUGCUAUGGAAUCAUGGCCCAAGCCAUUCGGUCGGAGGUGGACAAGCAGUUGAUCGAGCGCUGCAGCCGCAUUAUCCUCAACUUGGCGCGCUACAAUAGCACCACCGUCAACACAUUCCAGGAGGGCGGUCUGGUCACCAUUGCCCAGAUGCUGUUGCGCUGGUGCGACAAGGACAGCGAAAUAUUCAACACGCUCUGCACCCUCAUCUGGGUCUUCGCCCACUGUCCCAAGAAGCGAAAGAUCAUCCACGACUACAUGACCAACACAGAGGCCAUUUACAUGGUGCGCGAAACCAAGAAGCUGGUGGCCCGCAAGGAGAAAAUGAAGCAGAAUGCCCGCAAGCAUCCUCCCGCUCCCACGGGCCGCUACCAGACGCAGCCGAUGCCGAAUUUCUCUCAACGCGCGCUGCCCAGCUUGGAGCCGGACUUUGGCAUCAUCCGCUUCAGCCCCUACACGUUCAUCUCCUCCGUGUUCGCAUUCGACACAAUCCUCUGCAAGCUUCAGAUCGACAUGUUCUAGGUUAGAUUCCCUUCUAUGUUAAGUGUUUGAAACGUUUCUGUGUUGUGUUAGUCCAAUCUUAAGCAAAUUGUUGAAUCAAUCUGUUCUUUACGAACACCAACUGACCAUUAAGUAAGCUAAGCUAUCGUCGCGGUCUUACAUCUAAGGAACUAUGUACGUCCUAUUAACUUCUAUUAUUGUUUUUAUGUAACCUGACAGCUGAACUGAAAAAUAAAAUAAAAACACAAAUGUCAAAUGA